AUGAGUCUAAGACAAUUCCUGGUUCUGGGCGGCGUGCCCGCUGUCCUGAGCGCAGCUUGCUCCAUGGACUACACGAAGAACGGGCUCGUCUGGGGGGAUGCCAUUCGCAUGAAUCAGAUUCAGGUCGUGGGCACGCAUAACAGCUAUCAUGUUGAGGCGGAGGAGGAUGAGAAGCCCUUGAUGGAGAAGUUGAGUCCUGAUGUGAGGGAUCUGUGGUACGGGCACGAUAAGCUGGAUGUGCAGCUGAAGGAGCAGCAUGUCAGGAAUCUGGAACUUGAUAUUCUCGCGGACCCAAAAGGCGGUAACUACGCAAAACCUCUGAUCCGGAAACUGUCCAACUUGCCGUACAACACUGGUCCGGAAUACAACACCACGGCUACUAAGGUUAUGCACAUCCCGGACCUGGACAUCCACACCGUCUGCACGACAUUCACGUCGUGCCUCAAGAUCAUCAAGUCCUUCCUCGACGCUAACCCUCAUGUCGUGCCCAUCCCCAUCAUGACGGAGUUCAAACAGUCCGAAGCACUGGGCGCGUCUCUCGGCGGCGCAAAGCCCAUUCCGUGGGCGGACGCAAAGCUCCUUGACGGAUUGGACCAGGAAAUCCGCUCUGUUUUCUCACCAAAGCAGCUCAUCACGCCGGAUGACAUUCGCCGUCCGGGCAUGACGCUGGAAGAAUCUGUCCUGAAGUACGGAUGGCCGAAUCUGGACUCUGCACGGGGGAGAAUCUUUUUCCUCAUGGAUAAUGGGCCCGACGACGACGUCAAUAAGAAGUAUCUUGAGGGGAAGACGAACCUCGAAGGACGUGUGUUAUUUACAAACUCUGCGCCCGGAAAGGCAGAUUGCGCAUUUCAAAAGCUUAAUGAUCCUGUGACGGACGCAUAUGUCGCGAACAUCCAGAAACAAGUCAAAGCGAAUUACUGGGUUCGCACAAUGGCCGAUUCGGCGCUCGCCACGGUCAGGAACUGCACUACCUUCCAGAGGGACGGGGCGUUCAAGUCAGGCGCGCAGAUUGUGUCUUCGGAUUUUCCGGUCAAGGGGAUGAGUGAGCGGUAUGGGGGGUGUAAGUACGUGGUUGAGAUUGGGGACGGGAAGGUGGCGAGGUGUAAUCCUGUGAAUGGGAGGGCGGGGUGCGUUGAUAAGGAGUUGGAGUGA
Molecule: messenger RNA, 1152 nt
Organism: Pochonia chlamydosporia 170
Lineage: Eukaryota; Fungi; Ascomycota; Sordariomycetes; Hypocreales; Clavicipitaceae
Product: myosin-cross-reactive antigen family protein
Exons: 4
Coding region: 1-1152 (383 amino acids)
Biological process (GO): lipid metabolic process
Molecular function (GO): phosphoric diester hydrolase activity
Source: RefSeq, a predicted model, not a curated record